Messenger RNA from Lingula anatina, 10147 nucleotides. RefSeq names its product protein mono-ADP-ribosyltransferase PARP14. Gene Ontology annotation, cellular component: nucleus; cytoplasm. The record is from RefSeq and is a predicted model, not a curated record. Gene Ontology annotation, biological process: protein poly-ADP-ribosylation; negative regulation of gene expression. NCBI's taxonomy places the organism in Eukaryota, Metazoa, Brachiopoda, Lingulata, Lingulida, Lingulidae. Gene Ontology annotation, molecular function: NAD+ poly-ADP-ribosyltransferase activity; transcription corepressor activity; RNA binding.
AAUCGAAAGUACACGCUGGGUAAAAUUAUUGGGAAUUUUUCUUACGUGUAAUGCGAGCAUCUUUGCUCAAAGUGAAAAAAGAUGAAAAAUUCGACCUGAUGGAGACGAAUACUGACGCUGGAGUUGUGUCUGAAUGCUGUCUCCGCGUAAGCGGGGUUUCCGUGGACACCAGCCCGGAGUCUCUGCUCGAUUUUAUUCAGGAAGAAUGCCGUCGCUUGGGCGGAGGUGAAGUCCGCCAUGUUGUACGUACUAAAGAGAAAGAGGCAGUGGUCAUAUUCAGUGACAAGCAUGUGAGAGAGAAUAUUUUACAAAGACACCUUCAGCACCCAAUGGAGGGUAGACAUUUAUUUACUAGUCUGACAGAAUGCCCAGAAGAUCUGGCAAUAAAAACGAUCCAGGAAAUAGAGGAAAAAAAGGAAAUGGAACAUCAAUCAUCUCACUUAGAAAAAGGUAACCCUGCUUCCUUCAGUGCUCCCUUUGAUCCUACUCGAAGUCAACCAAAGUAUGCAUGGGGGCCUGAUUAUGCUGCACCAACCUUGGCAUCUCCAGCUGCAGGAGAUUUUCGUAGUGCUUGGGGAUAUCACAUGGGACCUACCCCCUCACAAUCAGGACCUGUCUACAGCCCAGGGUACGGUUAUCAUGGCUAUGGUCAGUCACCAGCUGGUCCUACAGGUGUCCCUAUCUGGAAUGUACCUGUAGGUCCGACAUAUCCUCCACCUCCAUAUCAAGCUGUAUCUCAUUCAGUGGACACAGGGAACCUCAAGAUGCACAACUGUCUGAUAACAGUACAGGGAUUUACUCCACAAACAACAAGGGGUGCUAUACAGCAGUACUUUGAGAAUGAAUUUCCUUCUGGUGGUGGAGUCAUGAAAAGUUUUGAUUACAACACACAGAUGAGGGUGGCUCGAUUUGUGUACAAGGAUCCUGCAGUUUCAGAGAGAGUUCUCAGUAAAAGUGACCACCAGUUGGAUGGUGCUGCUUUGACUGUAACCCAGGGGUCAUUUCACAUUGGGCUUGAGACAGAAAACCAACUGGAUAAAACAGAACUAAAAACAGUGCCAGAAACAGCUAAAACAGAGAAUAAAACCCUUCAGAUUCAGGGGUUUAACUGUGGCACAGAUAGUGAAAUAAUAAGGAUGUUUUUUGAAAGCAAAAAACGCUCUGGAGGUGGUGAAAUUGAGUCCUUUGACAUGCCAAGGAAGGAUGUUGCUUAUAUAACAUUCAGACAUCCAGAAGAUGCACAGGCAGUACUGAGCAGAGGUGAUCUUGAGUUAGAUGGCGCCAAACUAGAUAUUUCUACAUACACAGCAAAGAGUGGGGAUUAUUACCAUAAAACCAUAGAAGUACGUGGGUUCAGGGAUACCACUCAGGACAGCACAAUUGAGAUGUUCUUUGAAAGUGGAAAGCGCUCAGGGGGAGGUUCUAUAGAAACCACGAAAGUUGAUCGAGCAAAUGGAGUGGCUUACAUUACUUUUCAUGACAAAGCAGUUGUGGAACAAGUUUUGGGAAAAGGAAUAUUGCAGUUGGAAGAAGCUCAGUUGUCAGUUACAAGGGCAAGGGAAGAGAAAGAAGAAGAUGCUACAGUUGAAGUCCAUGGGAUAAAGAGAGAGACCUCUGACAUAGCAUUGGAGAUGUUUUUUGAAAAUGAAAAGAAAUCUGGUGGAGGAGACAUAAGGCAAUUGAAAAGAGAUCAUUCCAGAAAUGUUGCUCUGAUUACAUAUGAGAAUCCAGCAGUGGCAAGAAGUGUGUUAGAAAAGGGCAGCUUCAGAUUACAAAACAUGGAUCUGAGAGUACAGAGACCAUCCAAAACUUCUCAAAAUUUACAAGAAGAUAGAGACUCCCCUUUUCAGCGCACUGUCAUUUUGAAAGGCAUAAGAAAGGAAACUUCUCAAGAACUGGUAGAAAUGCUCUUUGAGAAUGAGAAAAGAACAGGUGGAGGAGACAUUGAGAUUCUGUCCAGGGAUCCCAGUAGUGGAGUUAUGACUAUAGUGUACAAGGAUGCAGAAGUUGCUGCCAGAGUGCUGUCGCGAGAAGUGCUUAGUGUUGAUGGUGUAGAUGUCUUGAUUAGUAGACCACAGCCAGAUAUACAACAUGAAGAAAUCAGCCCAGAGGAAGACAGUUUCACCACUGUAGAAGUCAGAGGAGUGAAAAGUUCUACUUCAGAUGAGAUGAUAAGUCUAUUUUUUGAAAAUUCCAAAAAAUCAGGUGGAGGUGAAAUAAAAGAAAUAACCCGCUCCCCAACAACAGGUGUGGUGACUAUCACUUUCAGUGAUCCUAAUGUGGCAAGAAGUGUGUUAGAAAAGGGCAGCUUCAGAUUACAAGACAUGGAUCUGAAAGUACAGAGACCAUCCAAAACUUCUCAAAAUUUACAAGAAGAUAGAGACUCCCCUUUUCAGCGCACUGUCAUUUUGAAAGGCAUAAGAAAGGAAACUUCUCAAGAACUGGUAGAAAUGCUCUUUGAGAAUGAGAAAAGAACAGGUGGAGGAGACAUUGAGAUUCUGUCCAGGGAUCCCAGUAGUGGAGUUAUGACUAUAGUGUACAAGGAUGCAGAAGUUGCUGCCAGAGUGCUGUCGCGAGAAGUGCUUAGUGUUGAUGGUGUAGAUGUCUUGAUUAGUAGACCACAGCCAGAUAUACAACAUGAAGAAAUCAGCCCAGAGGAAGACAGUUUCACCACUGUAGAAGUCAGAGGAGUGAAAAGUUCUACUUCAGAUGAGAUGAUAAGUCUAUUUUUUGAAAAUUCCAAAAAAUCAGGUGGAGGUGAAAUAAAAGAAAUAACCCGCUCCCCAACAACAGGUGUGGUGACUAUCACUUUCAGUGAUCCUAAUGUGGCAAGAAGUGUGUUAGAAAAGGGCAGCUUCAGAUUACAAGACAUGGAUCUGAAAGUACAGAGACCAUCAAAAACUUCUCAAAAUUUACAAGAAGAUAGAGACUCCCCUUUUCAGCGCACUGUCAUUUUGAAAGGCAUAAGAAAGGAAACUUCUGAAGAACUGGUAGAAAUGCUCUUUGAGAAUGAGAAAAGAACAGGUGGAGGAGACAUUGAGAUUCUGUCCAGGGAUCCCAGUAGUGGAGUUAUGACUAUAGUGUACAAGGAUGCAGAAGUUGCUGCCAGAGUGCUGUCGCGAGAAGUGCUUAGUGUUGAUGGUGAAGAUGUCUUGAUUAGUAGACCACAGCCAGAUAUACAACAUGAAGAAAUCAGCCCAGAGGAAGACAGUUUCACCACUGUAGAAGUCAGAGGAGUGAAAAGUUCUACUUCAGAUGAGAUGAUAAGUCUAUUUUUUGAAAAUUCCAAAAAAUCAGGUGGAGGUGAAAUAAAAGAAAUAACCCGCUCCCCAACAACAGGUGUGGUGACUAUCACUUUCAGUGAUCCUAAUGUGGCCAGGCAGGUACUUGACAGGAAAGGACUUAGUUUAGAAGGUGCAUCACUGUCAGUUAGUCUCCCAGUGCCUUCAAGAACUAUAGAGGUACGAGGGAUAAAGAAGGGAACCUCUAAUGAAACUCUGGAAAUGCUGUUUGAAAACAAGAAAAGAACAGGUGGGGGGAAAGUUGAGCUGAUAGAGCACAAGCAGGAUUUCAUUCUCAUCACAUUUGAAGAUGCAGCAGUUGCUGAAAGUGUGGUAAUGCACAACCAAUCUAAAAAAAUUAUAUGGGAAGGCCAAGACUUGGAGAUAUGUUUACACACUGAAGGCCAACCAACAGAAGAGCCAGAGGAGAAUGAAAACAUCUUAAAAGAAAGACUUGUGCAGACAAAAGCAUGUUCUAGCACCAUUCGAGUCAAAGGAUUAAAAAAGUCCACCAGCAAGGUCACCAUUCAGAUGUUUUUUGAAAAUCGAAAAAGGUCUGGGGGAGGGAAUGUGCUUAAUGUGGAAGUGAACAAUGAAGCUAGAGAAGCAGUGGUGACAUUUAAAGAGCCAGAAGCUGUGAAUCGGGUGUUGCAGAAAUCAGAGUCAGAGGUUGGACUUCAGUUGGAAGGCUGUAGACUUCAUGCCAUUCUCUCUACACCUCCACCCCCCAUUGAUAAGCACAGGAUAUUCAUCAAGGGACUGACAGAGACCAUAACAAAUGAACUUUUAGAAAAUUUUCUUGAAGCAAAAACAAACUGUGAUAUAGAGAGCAUUGCAUAUGGUAGUGAAAUGGGAACAGUGCUGGUAACAUUUCAAGACAUUCCAGAUUUUGAGGUAUUAAAAACUGCAUGUGAUGACAGGACCAUAGAAGGUGUGCACCUAACUGUGGAAAAAGUGUCGCAGUCCAACAGCAUCCAAGUGUUUGAUUUGGCCCCAAAUGUCAGCAGAGAUUUCUUAGAAGCCCAUUUUGGAAACCAGACACGCAGUAAUGGGGGACCUGUUGAAGCAGUUCAACUUUACCAAGACAUGAACACAGCAGUAGUUACAUUUGGAGACAUUGAGGUAGUGGAGAAGGUCCUCAAAAAACAACAAGUUCUGAACGACAAGGUUUGCAGGACAGCCAUUUUCUACAAGUGCCUUGGUGUUCUCCCUGGAGACCAUGACCGCUCCAAGCCAUAUUUCCCCCUGCCUACACCAGUGAGUCCUCAUGGCUUAAAUAUGACAGUCAUCCACUUCAUCUCCAACAUUCCACGACACAAACAACUUGUGGAUGAGCAGUUUGAAAAAAUACAUGCCAGAGUUCAUUGGCCAAGCAAAGAGUCGGACACUCUCACUGUGGUUUGUACCAUUACCCGCAGCAUGCCAGAUUACCAAAAAUUGGCCAAGGCUUGGAGAGCAAAUGUAGAAAGUACAGUGCAAAAAUGUUUUGUAGAAGAUUUCUAUUACAGCGAGUUUGCCAUCCUUCAAGCUGCCUGGGACAGGGUACUUGAACGGUUGAAAAAUAUCUCCCAGCCAUCAAAUGAUGACUUUGUACUACAGAUAGAAGAGAAGGACCACAUGUUGAGAGUUUUUGGGGAAGCAGUGACAGCUCAAAGAGUGGCAAAAGAUGUCCAUAGCAUUAAUGCCCAGGUAGAUGAUGAAAUCAAACGUGAAGCUGCAACCAUUACAGAAAAGAAGAAUUUUAUGUCACAUGAACUACGCUACCUUUUGGCAAUUAAAUAUAUUGACACUGCAAAAAGCAAGUUUCCAAAUCUGAAGAUAAGAAUUGACCUGGAUCAUGGAGCAGUGGUGCUGACUGGGAUUCCAGAUGACAUAAAUCAAGCCAAGAUAGCCAUUUAUGAGAUCAACAAUUCAUUACAACGUGAGGCAUUCUCAGUGUCAAAAUAUAUUCUUGAGCUCAUUCCAACCAAAGCAUGCCAUGCACACCUUGUGGGACUGUUUCAAGAGAAACAACUUUUGGCAGUCUGGAAAGCAGGUGAGAGAGACAUUACAGUGUAUGCUGCCACUCAGGAUGAUGUGGCACGUGCCAAAGCCAUCAUAAGAGCUAGUCUUGUGGAAACGCCUCUCCCCAUAGCUGCUGAAUCAAGAUCCAUCGUGGGUUCUCCAGCAUGGAAAGAUGUCAUUACUGAACAGGAAAGACAACAUGCAGGACUUUUCAAAAUUUUCCCCGAAGAUGACAUGAGUGCAGUCACUGUUGUUUCCACAAAAGAUUUAAUGGGAUAUUUCUUGGAGAUAAUUCAGGAUUUUCUGAGAGCUAACACCAUCCAUAGGAAAUAUCUUCGCAUGGAGAAUGGAAAGGUACGUUUUCUUCGAAUGCAUAAGAAGCAGGAACUCAGAAACAUUGAAAGUGAAUUGGUUGGAAAUCAAGUCAAAGUUAAGUUUAGUGAAAGUCCAGCAGACCCAGGGUUCCUUAUAACAGGCACUGAAGAUGGUUUGAUUGCUGCUGAACAAAGAGUAGUUGAUCUUGCCAAGAAAGUUGAUUCCACAGUGAAAGAAGUAAACACACCUGGCAUGCGCAAAUAUAUAAUUUCACAACGAGGACGAGAGUUUCUAGACCAUCUAGAGAACAAAGGUAACUGCACUGUUGAGUUACCUCAGCCAGUUGCAUCUAGUGAAAAAACAAAAACAGUAGAGGAAGAAGAUGCCAGAAAUCCAAUAACAAAGUCCACCUUGAUUGCCGAGGCCAAGACAGUUGAAGGAUGUAAUGUGGCAAUUUACCAAGAUGAUCUUACAAAGCACAAAGCUGAUGCCAUUGUUAAUGCUGCCAAUAGAAAUCUUCAACACAAAGGAGGCCUGGCGAAAGCUAUACUAGAUAAAGGUGGAAAAGAAAUCCAGAAAGAGUGUGAAAUGUACACCAGGAAGAAUGGAGCCCUUUUGGAUGGCCAGGUUUUCACAUCUACUGCAGGAAAACUUAAAAAUUGUAGAAAGGUCAUUCAUGCAGUUGGACCAUUUUGGCAAGGAGGCAACAAAAACGAAGAAAAUCUUUUAUAUGAAGCAGUUUUGGGCUGCCUUGAGGAGGCGACUACACUUCGGUUUAAGUCUAUCGCUUUACCAGCACUUAGUUCUGGGGUGUAUAAUUUCCCUCUUCAUAAAUGUGGGCGAAUAAUUUGUGAAGCAAUCAAAGACUUCUCUAGGGACACCAGGCAUGGUUCACUGACAGAUAUUCACCUGGUGGCUAUGGAGGACAGCACUAUUGAUGCAUUGAAAAGAGCUCUGAUCAGAGUGAUUAGAACACCAGGUACACCUCAAGAUGAAGAUGAGGAUGAAGAAGAUGACGAUGUUGAUGAUUUAGUUGGUGCGGUAGGAUACACAGAUCCAGGAGAAGUUCUAAGAGAUGAAGAUUUCAGUGAGUUAGAAGAAAGCAUCAUAGUGUCGGAUUCUGAUCCAUUGUAUUACCAGACAGGGAAGGCAGGAGUGGUGAAGACAAGUCAGGGCUUGCAGGUGACCUUGGUAAAAGGGGCUAUUGCAGAUGAACAGGUUGAUGUUAUUGUGAACACUGUUGGGAAAGACCUUGAUUUGAAUAAUGGUGCUGUAUCAAAAUCACUGCUAACCGCUGGGGGCCGUGUGCUUCAAGAUCAGUGCAAACAAAAAGCACCUAAUGGCAAUGAAUUUGGCGAUAUUGUUCAGACGGAUGGAGGGAAGCUUAGAUGUAAAGCAGUCUACCAUGGAUCAUGUGAGAACUGGAAAUCUACUGGAGCAGAGAAGAUUUUGCUUAAGCUUGUUCAUACCUGUUUGGAAACUGCGACCAAGGCAGGAUUUUCUUCUAUUUCCCUCCCUGCUGUAGGAACUGGAAACCUGGGGUUUCCUAAGGAUGUUGUGGCCAGAGAUAUGUACCAAGCAGUGGCAGAGUUUGGAACACGUAACCCAACUACAAAACUUAAGGAUAUACGUUUUGUUGUAUAUGACAAAGAUGAUGCAAAUAUUGCAGCAUUUGAGGCAGAGAUAAGGAAUGUAACCACAAGUCCAACUAAGAAGAAACCAGGAUUUCAUGCAAUGAAUUCAGUGGAAUAUGAUGUAGAUAUAGAGGAUGAUGAUACUGCUGGUUCAUACAGAUCCAUAGUUGCAGGCAGUGAACCAAAUCAGAGGAUGGCAAUGGUUGGCAAACUUAGCCUCCAAGUUCAGCAGGGAGAUCUAACCCAAGAGACCACAGAUGCCAUAGUGAACAGUACCAAUGCAGAGCUGGAUCUCAGUAAAGGAGCUGUUUCUAAGGCAAUUCUAGCUAAGGCUGGACAGGACAUCUUAGAUGAAUGCAAACAUCAAAGUAAAUUAAUGAAGAGUGCUAGUGGUGUUGCAGCCACAGGAGCUGGACAACUUCCCUGUAAACAUAUCAUCCAUCUUGUUGCACCACAUGUAAAAAGUCUCUUUGGAUCAGCAUGGAAGAAACCCGUCUUAAACUGUCUAAAGAAAGCAGAAGAAAUGAAACUUUCUUCCAUAUGCUUUCCUGCUUUAGGAACAGGGGAACUGAGCUCUUCACCUAGGGAAACAGCUACAGUAAUGUUUGAUACCAUUGAAGAAUUUAGUAAGCAGUGCAACCCUCAGCAUCUGCGAAUGAUUCGUAUCACCAUAUUUCAGUCAAACAUGGUGAAAGACUUCCAUGAUGAGCUUAGUAAAAGAAUGAAAAAGAAAGAAAAGAAAGGAUACAUAAAACAUGCGAUUGAUGCUGGAGCAGGUAUUCUCACCAGCCUUACUGGUAUUGGAGCAAAAGCAAGCCUUACUGGUAUUGGAGCAAAAGCAAGCCUUACUGGUAUUGGAGCAAAAGCAGAACCAAAGAAGAAGGAGAAAAGAACUAAACUGACAGAACCCAUGUCCAUAUUUCUUACCAUUUUUUCUGACAACAAAGAGAGUAUUAAUCUUGCACAGAAAAAGAUAGAUGAAUUAUGUGAGUCACAGUGCAAGGAGAAACUUUUUGAUGAUGCUGAUAUGAUAACAAAAUUAUCUGACAAGCAGGUCAAACAAAUUCAAGAAUUGAACCAGUAUUAUCCUGUGCAUAUAAUGGUUGAAAUAAAACCCUGGGUAAAGCGCAUCCAUGUCCGGGGCACUACAGAAGAUAUCUAUGCAGUUACACAGGUUAUUGAAGGGAUCUUUCAAGAUGUGAGAGAUCAUGUUCAAAAGGAGUUAAGGGCUGAAGUUAUGGCUAGGUCAGUGCAGUGGUCUCGUCUGCAGAUAAGUGGUGAUGGCAGAGAGGAAUUUUGCAAAUAUUCCCCAAUGGAAAAUCUUGCCAUUGAGCAAGCAUACAGUGACAAGAAACCUUAUUACGACUUCUUGGAUAGUGAUGGCCCAUGCAGGAUAACAUUUGCUAAAAUGGAGAAGACCUAUCCUUCAUCAUCUGCAGCUCCAUGCCCUGUAAAGAGAGUUGAUCUCACAAAACUUGAUAGUUUUGAACUUCCAUCACAUUGGCAACAUGUGACCUAUGGUCCAAACAAACUGUGUGAGAUUGUAGAUUUACAACCAAGUCAACGGGAAUAUCAAGAAACUGAGACAGAAUUUCGCAAAACGGUUGGCAUGGCUAAGAUAAACCAGAUUGUAAAGAUUCAGCGUAUCCAGAACCCCAAUUUAUUUCAACAGUACAUAGUACGUAAGAAACACAUGGAGAAGGUUAACCCACCUGGGACAGUUAACGAGCGUAUGUUGUGGCAUGGGACCAGUUCAGACACAUUAGACAGUAUAAACAGAUAUGGCUUCAAUAGAAGCUACUGUGGCAAGAAUGCCACUGCUUAUGGUAACGGUGUGUAUUUUGCUGUCAAUUCUGCCUACUCUGCCAGUAACACCUAUUCCAAACCAGACAGUACGGGGAACAAGUAUAUGUACCAAUGCCUAGUUUUGACAGGAGAGUACACCAUGGGAAGACAUGGUCUUAUUGUGCCACCACAGAAAGACCCCAAUGACAAAAUGAUCCUUUUUGACAGUGUGGUGGACAAUGGCAAUACACCCACCAUGUUUGUUGUAUUCUCUGAUACUCAGGCUUAUCCUCAACAUUUGAUUAUAUUCAAUUAAAUGGUGGAUGUUUGGACAAAUUAAUGAGAGCUCUUGGCUUCUAUGUCAAUUUCUUUUAGUGCUGAUUUGAUGCAAGUGGAAUAUUAUAUUCGUUUCCUGCAAAAAAACAAAAAAUUUCAACACAUUUUUCUGAUGAAUAUGUGAUGCUUCAUUCUGACACUGAUUGGCAGGGUUUUUUAAUCAGUAAAAAAAUUCAAAGCUUGGUUUCAUAUCAAAUAAGAUAGUGGUUUGCAUUUGAGUCCAAAAUUAACUGACUAUUGAUUAUUAUAUUGUAAGCAUACGUGUAUAAUACCAUAUCUUAUAUACACAAAUUCAAUUUUAACUGAUCAUAUAUAUUGAUUAUUAUAUAAUAAGCACAUAAUACUUUAUCUUAUAUACAUAAACUCAAUUUCUGAUAAAACUGUCAUCACUAAAUAUUGGACUGAUGAUGUAAUUGAAAGUUUUUGGCUAAUAUUUUCCAUUUUUACGGCUCUUUGAAUAUUUGUCCCUAAUUCUUUAUUAAGAAAAUUGCUCUCUCUCUUUCUCUCUCAUGGUAAGCCAUAUUUAGAAGUUAGUUCACCAUUGAAAUACACCUGUCUUUAUUAUGGGUGGUUCAAAAACUAGAAACUUACAUGUAGAGUUAAGCAUUAGUGAUUAAGGGUUAAGUGUUGAAUUUUUAGGGUAAUUCAGUUUUUGUUGCUAUAAAAAAAGGUUUAAUACUCUCUGUAUGUGUUAGCUUUAACAGUGUCCUUCAUUAAAAUAAUUCAUGAGACUAUGGCCAAUAAAUUCUGCAUAUAAAAUAAAAAUGAAAAAGAUUUCCCAUGCCACAUGUG